ACCGGAAUAACAGCAAAAACGCCGUUGGAGGCGAGCCUGCACCGAAGACUGCUUGCAAAAGUUAUAGUGCACAAUGGAUUAGCACAAAAUAAUCACACGUGCAGUAAUUAAAUAGUCUUGCAGAGCCUAGUAACAAAGAAAAGUAGGAGCCGUUGGACCACCCGUUACUAGCUUACCGUUUUCUCAUGUCGUAACGACCUUGGUACUAGACCAUUGAAGAUGCCCUAAGCUUUUGUACUUGUCCCUAAAAAAAAAGUUUUUUGUACUUGUCCAUUACGCAUGAUUGUAAUUCUUAAUUUUAUCGUAAAUUCAGGCAUGUAGUUGAACGAAAAGAAAAUUUGAUCUGUUCCGAAAUUUCCACUCCAUGUGUGUUGACAUUGAAUGCCUAAAUCGAGCUCUUACAGUUUUUUUUUUCCAAAAUCGUAAGGUUCUAGCAGCGGGCAAAAUGGUCACAUGUGGUCCUAAAAUAUGCUAACGACCCCAUUAUACUUGCAAAGGCCUCCCUCUGGCGGUGACCCAAAUUAGAUAUAUCCUACAUUGUUUUGCCCUCUCUACGGGACUAUCCAUAAAGUACCUAAAAAACAACUUCCAUCACAUUGCACGUCCCAUCAGACACAGUCACAUGCCUCACCAAUGCUUUGGAAUCCCAACUUUACUUCUUCACACAAACCUACCUAGGCCUUUCCUUGUCUCCCUAUAAACUGUGUGCCUCCGUGCCUCAGCCUUCCAACCUAGCAGGGUAGGGAAAGCGUUUGCCCUGUCAAAAGGAGAUCAAAUGAUAUUGGUAUCAUCUGUUCUAGACUCUUUGCCUACUUAUUUCAUGUCAGCCUUUGAACUAACGAAAUCGGGUGAUCAUUGAACUUCAUCAAAUCUACAGGACAACUUUUUUUUGGCAAGGAAUGACUCUUGCUCUGGGGAAAAAUGGCUACUAGCCUAAGAUAGUGUCUGUUUGCCUAAGUUUCGGGUUGUUUAGGUAAAUUCUUUCAGUGCAGAAUGCAAGUUUAUUUUUAAAAUUUGCAGUUAUAUUCUUAGACUCACCAAAUCUACCUUGGAAACAAUGUCUGCUCAGUGCUCACUCACUGGCUUGCUCUGUUUUUGGCCUAUGCACCACUCUUGUCACACCUCGCAAAAAUUAGGUCAAAUCGGGUACUUCCACCUUCUUCUGGCUGGAUAGCGGGCUGCUGCCGCGACCCAUUGCAACGAUCUUCCCAGCCACUUUUGCCCCCACCACAAAGAUCUAUGCGUUAGUUUCCAUCAUUUUGGACGAAGGAAUUGAGCUUGGUUUGCGGAGUCGACUGACCUUGGUCCGAACCGCCUCUGUUGUUAACCUUGUUGCAGGAUGUGUUGCUUGAGGAUGUACCUGAUCUUUGGCUGCUCAGGGAUGGCACGCCAUAAUUCUUGUCGAAAUAUUACAUGUAUUUAGACUUUUUUAGAAAUAGAUAUAUUUAUUUUUGGACAAAUUUGAGAUAAGAAUUAUGGAACGGUGCCAAGGGAGUUUACCGGCCUAGCUAGCCAUUCUGGCAAUCUGGCUGCACCACAUGACAUCAAAUAUGCUCACUGGAUCUGGGCUUCAGAUGUGCUGAACUACAGUAGCCCCUCCGUAAGCUUCGCGCCUAUUCAGGGACAGGUUGAACACCAGAAGAAACUUUGAGCAUAGAAAACUACAGUAGCACCGCCGUAAGCUUGGGUGCCCAUGCAUGCAUCCUCACGGCAUGGUAUGGCUUGGAAUGAAUAAACUCCGUGGAGUCAGAAUUGACGACGUAGGACGCGGUGUGACAGUGUGUGACACCCGGACAGCCCUCCAUCUAAGAACCACUCCGCUGCUUUCUUUCUAACAAUAGCCAACAGCCUAUUUUAGUGAGUGGAAAUAUACUGAACGGAGGAUCGAGGUGCUUCAUAGAGCAAGAAAACUCAACCGCACUUGCUUGCUCAUCGCGGGCUCCGUGAAGGAGACCGCCGCCAACUUCCGGUAGGCUCGCCGGCCGGACUCCGACGAGGCGCACGCUCCCAUGGCGAAAUGUACGUCUGAUUCGGGUUUUCAUUGUCAAUUUUACCUUAAAAUUGGUAGAGGAGUUGGCGUGGAUGAAUACACGAGCUAUACAUACAUUUUGGGGGUUGAUAUAUGAUGUUUUCCUACAAAUGUAUAACCGAUGUGCAGACGAUGCAGAAGAAGAGGUGAACGACCACCCGAUCGAGGAGGUCCGGAACACGGUGCCGGUGACGGACGACCCGUCGGAGCCAUGCCUGACCUUCAGGACGUGGGUGCUGGGCCUGUCGUCGUGCAUCCUGCUGGCCUUCGUCAACGAGUUCUUCAUGUACCGGUCCAACCAGCUGAGCAUCGGCACCGUGGUGGUGCAGAUUGUGACGCUGCCCAUCGGCCGCUUCAUGGCGUCGACGCUGCCGUCGAGGCCCCUCCGCGUCCCGGGCCCCGGCCGGUCCUUCUCCCUCAACCCGGCGCCGUUCAGCCUCAAGGAGCACUGCCUCAUCACCAUCUUCGCCGGCGCCGGCGCCAGCGGCGUGUAUGCGAUGAACAUCAUUGCCAUCGUCAAGGUGUUUUACAAGCGGCAGAUCAACCCCUACGCGGCCAUGCUGCUUGCACAGACCACCCAGUUGCUUGGGUACGGAUGGGCUGGGCUGUUUAGGACGUACCUGGUUGAUUCGGCCUACAUGUGGUGGCCGUUAAAUCUCGUCCAGGUUACCCUCUUCAGGGCGAUGCACGAGGAGGAGAAGAGGCCCAAGGGGCAGCUGACACGGCUGCAAUUCUUCAUCAUCGUCAUGGUCUGCAGCUUCGCCUACUACCUGGUCCCGAGCUACCUGUUCCCGGUGGCCAGCACCCUCUCGGUCCUCUGCUGGUUCUACAAGGACUCUGUCACGGCGCAGCAGAUCGGGUCCGGGCUCAAGGGGCUGGGCGUGGGCUCCGUGGGGCUGGACUGGAACACGGUGGCCGGGUUCAUCGGCAACCCGCUGGCGUCGCCGGCAUUCGCCAUCUUCAACGUCAUGGUCGGGUUCGCGCUCACCACCUACGUGGCCGUGCCGCUGCUCUACUGGACCAACGCCUACAACGCCAAGCGCUUCCCCAUCAUCUCCUCCCACGUCUUCGACGCCUCCGGGAAGCGCUACGACACGAACCGCAUCCUCGACCCGGAGACAUUCACGCUCAACCUGCCGGAGUACAACUCCUACAGCCGCAUCAACCUCAGCGUGCUCUUCGCCAUCAACUACGGCUUCGGCUUCGCCGGGCUCAUGUCCACGCUCUCCCACGUCGCGCUCUACCACGGCAAGAGUAUUUUUGAUCUGUGGAGGAAGGCGGCGUCGGAGAAGGGACAGGAGCAGGACGUGCACACGAGGAUCAUGAAGAGGAACUACGAGGCCGUGCCGCAGUGGUGGUUCCACCUGAUGCUGGUCCUGGUGGUGGCGCUCUCGCUCUUCACCUGCGAGGGCUUCGGCCGCCAGCUGCAACUUCCCUACUGGGGGCUCCUGCUCGCCUGCGCCAUCGCCUUCACCUUCACGCUGCCCAUCGGCAUCAUCACCGCCACCACCAACAUGCAACCAGGACUGAAUAUCAUCACGGAGCUCAUCAUCGGGUACUUGUACCCAGGGAAGCCGCUGGCCAACGUGGUGUUCAAGACCUACGGGUACAUAAGCAUGGGGCAGGCGCUGACGUUCGUGUCGGAUUUCAAGCUCGGGCACUACAUGAAGAUUCCCCCUCGGUCCAUGUUCUUCGCGCAGCUGGCGGGGACGGUGACGGCGUCGACGGUGCACUUUGCGACGGCGUGGUGGCUGCUGACGACGGUGAACAACAUCUGCAACGUGGAGAGCCUGCCGGAGGGCAGCCCGUGGACGUGCCCGGGGGACGACGUCUUCUACAACGCCUCCAUCAUCUGGGGCGUCGUCGGCCCGCUGCGCAUGUUCGGCCGCCUCGGCAACUACUGGCAGAUGAACUACUUCUUCCUUGUCGGCCUCCUCGCGCCAGUGCCCUUCUGGAUCCUCUCCCGCCGGUACCCCCGCCACGCGUUCCUCAAGAACAUCAACAUACCACUCAUCUUCGCCGGGGCUGGCGGGCUGCUCCCGGCGCGGUCCGUCAACUUCGUCAUGUGGGGGCUCGUGGGAAUCUUGUUCAACCACUUCAUAUACCGGCGCUACAAGGCGUGGUGGAUGCGGCACAACUACGUGCUCGCCGCGGGGCUCGACUCUGGCGUCGCAUUCAUGGGGGUGCUCACUUUCGUGUCGCUAGGAUACUUCGAUAUCUACGGGAUACGGUGGUGGGGCGGCGUCGCCGACGACCACUGCCCCUUGGCGUCCUGCCCGACGGCGCCAGGGGUGAUCGCCAAGGGUUGCCCGGUCCUUCAGUGAGCCUAGCAGUGAUGUACAGUGGUAGAAAAGUAGCUAGGCUUUUCUAACUUGUUAGCUUCUUAUGUAUUUGUAGAACCAUUAUUUGUAUAUAAAAAAAUUAGAAUAAAAAAAUAAAACAAAAAUAUCAAUUUGUUAGUUUCUAUGAAUAUUAAAUUCGGACUUAAACAUUGAAGGGAAUUAUUAAUUUGGUUGCCGUACAAACUAUAUAUAUGAAGUCCAAAAAUAGCUAAAUUUAAUUUAUGUUGAGUUGUACCUGAUUCCUCAGAAUGUAAUAUCACCAAGUUUAAUAGAGCCAUCCACAAAUCUACACUAAGGCUAUGUUUGGUUGUAGAGCGAGGUGGAAUGGAAAAGAACGGUUAUAUUCCUAUAGGGAUUGAAUGUAAUGGAACGGUUCUACUUUUCUAUAUACUAAGAACCAAACACUUAAAUCACUGGUUCCACUUGGAACCAACUCAUUCUUACAUUUUUGAGAAAUAAGAUGGUUAGACAUAUUGAGUAAAUAUUCUCUUUCGAGAAACCAUAUGGUUCCAUUCCACUUCUCCAUGUUCUAAGGACCAAACACAAGAAUCAUCUCAGUUUUUGGAACCAUUCCAUUACAUUCCACUUCAUGAUCUCAACAAGUGUUUUGUGAAACGGAGGAAGUAAUAUGAGCAUCUCUAGAGUAGAUUUUCUAAAGUGGAUUAAAAUUCCUACAAACUCUCAUCAUUUUCUACAAGUUGCAAACAAAAAACUCUCUUAAUAAAUUCCCUAUCUUGUUCCU
Messenger RNA from Brachypodium distachyon (stiff brome), 5113 nucleotides. Its product is annotated as oligopeptide transporter 1. NCBI's taxonomy places the organism in Eukaryota, Viridiplantae, Streptophyta, Magnoliopsida, Poales, Poaceae. The record is from RefSeq and is a predicted model, not a curated record. Bases 2083 to 4353 code for a protein of 756 amino acids. The transcript has 5 exons. Gene Ontology annotation, biological process: transmembrane transport. Gene Ontology annotation, molecular function: oligopeptide transmembrane transporter activity.